Parnassius apollo (apollo) is the source of this 534-nucleotide messenger RNA. Lineage: Eukaryota; Metazoa; Arthropoda; Insecta; Lepidoptera; Papilionidae. The record is from the annotation of a GenBank genome assembly.
AUGACAGUGCAAAAACAGAUAGGUGAUCACCUGUCUUUGUCGGACGCGAGCGCUUGCGCGGUGGAGACAGAUAAGUCUGUCCUAUUCACACACGUGCAACAAGUGGCACAUCAAGAGUACGUGGAGGCCCCUCGUCAAGUAACUGCGGUUUCGAAUGCACACGAGGCAAAUGCAUUUGAGGCGCCCGCGCACCUAUCCUUGUCAUGCGUGAGCGAUACGGAGGCGGAAGAUCAUAAAGCUGUCUCUGUCGCUCCCGUAUUAAGGUCGGAGAUGGCGACUCGAGCGCUUGUCUCGUCUGAGUCAGCUGGUGUGAUGACGUCGUGCAAUGUAGUGAAUGCAGAUAUACAAAGCGCCGUGAACAAGCAAGAUAAAUCCAUGUCAGUCACGGAUAAAGACUUUGACGACAUUCUCAACAAGUGGCUUAAAGAAAAUGAAGCAGAAAAUACUAAUUUUGAUGACGAAGAAGCAGUUAGAAGUGGUUCUGAGGCAGAACAAGAGAAGGAAAUGGUACCAGAAAUCAUCCAACCUGAUUAG